AUGGCAAUAAUAUCUAUUCCUAGUAGCACCACAAUGUUUCCAAUGCCUCAACAAGUACUGAGACAAAAUAGAGAGGUUGUUAUCGCUGAAGAAAUGGGCCGCGCCAGAAUGCUCACCUUGAAUCGGCCUAACCAUUUAAAUUAUAUAUCGCGUGAAGUGGCAUUAACACUUGGGCAGAAAUUUGAGAAAUAUGAGAAUGAUGAUAAUGCUGAAUUUGUAAUCAUCAAGGGAGUUGGUCGUACUUUUUCUGCUGGUGGAGACUUGAAAAUGUUUUAUGAUGGACGAAACGCAAGGGAUUCUUGCCUUGAAGUUACUUAUAGAAUGUAUUGGCUUUGCUACCACAUUCAUACUUACAAGAAACCACAUAUUGCUCUUGUCCAUGGAAUGUCAGUGGGUGGUGGUGCAUCAUUGAUGGCUCCAAUGAAGUUCUCUGUAGUCACUGAGAAAGCGUUUUGUUCUACUCCCGAAACAAAUAUAGGGUUCCACCCAGACUGCGGCUUUUCAUACAUGCUUUCGCGUCUUCCAGGUCGACUUGGGGAAUACUUGGGCUUAACAGGAGAAAAACUAAGGGCUAAAGAAGUGGUUGCUGCUGGACUAGCCACUCAUUUUGUUCCUUCACAGAAAUUAUUUCAGCUAGAGAGGCGUUUGCUCAGCAUAAAAAGUGGUGAUGAGGAUUAUAUUAGAUCUGUCAUCAAUGAAUUUUCCACAAAUAUUGACAUUGAUGAAAGAAGUAUCUUGAACAAGUUGUCCAUAAUCAACGAGUGUUUCUCCAAGGAUUCUGUGGAGGAAAUUAUUGAGUCAUUUGAGGCUGAGGGAAGCAGAAAAGGAAAUGAUUGGAUUAUGCCGGUGCUUAAAAGCCUAAAGAAAGCAUCUCCAACGGGACUAAAAAUAACAUUAAGAUCGAUACGAGAAGGAAGGACACAAACUAUAUCUGAAUGUUUGAGGAGAGAAUUCAGGAUUUCAAUGAACAUACAACGAAACAUAAUAUCUGGUGAUUUUUAUGAGGGCAUAAGGGCUCGCAUAAUUGACAAGGAUAAGUCUCCAAUGUGGAACCCUUCAACUCUUGACAAAGUGCACGAUGCACAAAUUGACUUGAUCUUCAAACCAUUCGAAGAUCAAGAGUUGGAACUUCAAAUUCCUAUGAAAGAAGAAGAAUACAGGUGGAGAGGAAUAUAUGAAAAUUCGAGGUAUUGUCGUCCCAACAAAGUGAACAUUCAAAAGGUGUCUCGAUCAACAUCUCGGGAAAGUGUCCUUGUGUAA
Molecule: messenger RNA, 1260 nt
Organism: Solanum dulcamara
Lineage: Eukaryota; Viridiplantae; Streptophyta; Magnoliopsida; Solanales; Solanaceae
Product: 3-hydroxyisobutyryl-CoA hydrolase-like protein 5
Exons: 14
Coding region: 1-1260 (419 amino acids)
Biological process (GO): L-valine catabolic process
Molecular function (GO): 3-hydroxyisobutyryl-CoA hydrolase activity
Source: RefSeq, a predicted model, not a curated record